AUGACUCUGUCGCACGAAUCUGUCAACCCGAUCCAUCCUGAUGUCUUAGCCAAAAUGGAUCCGGUGUUCGUCAAAAUGUACAACGAACAUGUUGCGAAUAUCCCUAAUAAGCCAAUUGAUCUUUACAAGCUCAGAGCGAACUAUUCCAAGAUCUACUCUUAUGGAACAGGUGCGUACCCGGAUAUUCAAAAUGUGGAGGAACUGACGUUCUCCUCCUUCGACGGCGGCGAUGUCAAGAUCAGAAUAUACAGACCCAACGACACCAAGCCAGAAGAGAUCCUUCCGGUUCAUAUUGAUUUCCACGGAGGCGGUGGAGGUUUGGGUGACUUGGAGACGGAAAAGCACGUGCUCUGCCACUAUGUUGAUUUGGCCCGUGUGGCUGUUGUGGACGUGGACUACCGUUUGGUGCCUGAUUAUGCUUAUCCAACAUACAUCAACGACUGCUUCUGGGCAUUAAAGUAUGUGUAUGAAAACAGCGGUUCUUUAAAGUUCAACAAGAAUUCCAUAUCCAUAGGAGGCGUCUCUGUUGGCGGAAACAUUGCCUUUAUUGUCUCUCAUCUUGCCAGAGACAACUCCAUUCCUUUGGUUCUCUGUGUAGCUGGAACACCUCAGGUGGACGAUGUGGAGAAGUACCAAAGCGCCCAAGACUCUCCAUACGACUCAGUGAGAGAAUUCGAGUUUGCUCCGACGUUGAACUGGUCUCGGAUUACUUAUUUUGACAAGUUGAAGUGGCAGACGUUACCAGAGGAUGCAACUGAGAGGUUGAAGAAACUCAAUGAGAUUGGCUGGUUCAAAAACGUUCUCAAUGCACCAGACUUCUCCAAUUUGGUCAAAACGGUGGUGGUGACAGCAGGUUGCGAUCCUAUGAGAGAUGAAGGUGAGACAUAUGCUGCCAAGUUGUUGCAAUACGGGAAUGAGGUGGUGUUCAAAAGAUAUCCUGGGGUUCCGCAUCCGUUUAUGCACAUGGACAGCUAUCUUUGGCAGGCCAGUGACUACAUUAAGUAUACUGCGUUCGAAAUAGCGCUUGCACACGGCACUGUCAAAACAUUCAGUAAUUAG
Sungouiella intermedia is the source of this 1059-nucleotide messenger RNA. Lineage: Eukaryota; Fungi; Ascomycota; Pichiomycetes; Serinales; Metschnikowiaceae. The record is from the annotation of a GenBank genome assembly.